AUGACUCAGUACAUAUUUCGGCCACAAAAAAGAGCCGUGGCAAAAGAUGCUCAUGAAAGCGUCGCCUUCAACAGUGAGGAUGGUCAGGAUGAAACAACUAGGCUUUACCUCAAGCUAUAUAUAAAAGCUGGACUUCCCUGCAUGAAUCUUCUUAGAAUGACAACUGUGCCAAUAUUAGAGCAACUAUAUUUGGAGGAAAGACUGCUCAGAAGCUCAACAGAGAAUUGGUGUAUCAUUAAUCAUGGGACAAGUCUUCCCACCAUAGUCAUGGGCAUAUCUGGGAGGCCUUCAGAACUUGUUGAACUGAAGUCGGUGCUUCGUUAUCAAAUUCCUGUGAUUAGAAGAUUUUCUGGAGGAGGCACGGUUAUCAUAGACAAUGUCACACUUUUUGUCUCUUUAAUUUGCAACAAGAAUGCUAUUUCGGGCUGUAAGAUAGUUUUGUGUUGUUAUCAGAACUAGAUAUUCUUCAUUCAACACUAUUACUACAU
This is a messenger RNA of Zingiber officinale, 488 nucleotides long. RefSeq lists its product as uncharacterized. The record is from RefSeq and is a predicted model, not a curated record. Lineage: Eukaryota; Viridiplantae; Streptophyta; Magnoliopsida; Zingiberales; Zingiberaceae. Bases 1 to 459 code for a protein of 152 amino acids. Gene Ontology annotation, cellular component: mitochondrion. The transcript has 3 exons.